This is a messenger RNA of Ornithorhynchus anatinus (platypus), 1791 nucleotides long. RefSeq names its product cytosolic thiouridylase subunit 2 (gene CTU2). Gene Ontology annotation, molecular function: tRNA binding; sulfurtransferase activity. Gene Ontology annotation, biological process: tRNA wobble position uridine thiolation. Bases 35 to 1645 code for a protein of 536 amino acids. NCBI's taxonomy places the organism in Eukaryota, Metazoa, Chordata, Mammalia, Monotremata, Ornithorhynchidae. The transcript is spliced from 15 exons. The record is from RefSeq and is a predicted model, not a curated record. Gene Ontology annotation, cellular component: cytosol.
GAAGGACGGGCGGAAGGGCAGGGCAGCGGCCGCCAUGUGCCAGGUGGGCGACGACUACGGGCCCGGGCCCGGCCCUGGCCUCGGCCCGAGGAGCCUCCCCAUCAGCGGUGAACGGAAGUGUAUGAAGUGCAAGGAGGGCCUGCCGGUCUUGAUCAUUCGAGCUGGAGAUGCUUUCUGCAAGGAGUGUUUCAAAGCGUAUUACAUUCACAAGUUUCGAGCCAUGCUUGGAAAGAACCGACUCAUCUUCCCAGGAGAGAAGGUCCUCCUCGCGUGGUCUGGAGGUCCGUCUUCAAGUUCGAUGAUCAGUCAAGUCCAAGAGGGUUUGAGCCGAGAGUCCGCUAAGAGGCUGAGGUUCGCGCCUGGGAUCGUCUACGUCGACGAGGGCGCAGUCUGUGGGCGGAGCCCAGAGGACCGAGAGAAGACCCUGGCCCAAGCGGAGUCCGUCCUGCAGACGACUGGUUUUCCGUACCACGUGGUCCCAUUAGAAGAGGUAUUUAAUCUGCCCGCAUCCGUCCUGCGGUGCCCAUCCAAGGACCCUCCAGGGUCUGGGCAUAACUACAAGGAAGCCGUAGAUGGCUUCAUUCGACAGCAGCGGCGACUCCGUGGAGGAGAAGGGGAAGAGGCCUUCUCGGGUGGAGAACCCGAGGUCCCGCCGAAAUCGCGGCAGGUCGGCACGCGGGAGCCGACGCGUCUGGAGGAGGAGAACGGGCUAAGCCCCUUCCCGGGGGGCAAGUCGCCGGCCACGGCCCACACUGCCGCCCUUACCCAGCUCUUCGGCUCAGCGAAGACGCUGACGGCCAAAGAGGAGCUUCUGCAGACUCUCCGGUCGCACCUGAUCCUGCACUUGGCCCGGGAGAAAGGCUACUCAAAGGUGAUGAUGGGGGACAGCUGCACUCGCCUGGCUAUCAAGCUCAUGACCAACUUGGCCCUGGGGAGAGGCGCUUUCCUUGCCCUGGACACGGGCUUCUCGGACUCCCGGCACGGAGACGUGGUGGUGAUCCGGCCUAUGCGGGAUCACACCCUGAAGGAGAUUGCCUUCUACAACCGGAUGUUUGCCGUCCCGUCGGUCUUCUCCGUGGCCAUAGAUACUAAGGCUCCCGAAAAGACCAGUAUCCACCGACUCAUGGAAGGCUUCAUUCUCAAACUCCAGGCAGAGUUUCCUUCCACAGUUAGUACUGUGUACAGGACGAGUGAAAAGCUGAUCCAGCCUCCCCCCGAUGGCCGGCGCCCACCCCUCCGCUGCCUCCUCUGCCAGUGCCACGUGGAUGUCGACAGAGACGGGACGGCCACCGCGUUCUGGGCCACCCAGAUCUCCGAGCAACUGUCCCGGAAGCAGCCGCGGCCCCCUCCGCCCCCGGCCGAGGCCCCGGGCUGGUCCUGCUGCUCCGGAGGAGCCGGGGACCCUCAAGGCUGUUGCAAGAACACGCGACCAGCUGCGCGGGAAAAGGACUCCAGGGCCAACUUCCUCCAGCUUCUUUGCUACAGCUGCCGCGUGACCAUGAGGGACCUGCCUUCGACGGAGUCCUUCCCUCCUUACAUCCUGACCGAAGCCCGGACCAGGAAUCACAGGGCCCGGGUGAAGCGGGAGAUCCAGGAGUUCUUACUUGAGGACAGCGAAGAGGAGGCGGAGUCCCGUCCAGAGUGAGAUCGCUCCGGCUUUUACGUCCCUCCGUCCCUCGCCUUCCCCGGCCCCACCUGGCAGGGCUCUGUCGGAGGGGUCGGGGGGGGGGGGGGGUGGCGCUCCCCACUUCUCUUUUUAUAGCUCCAUAAUAAAUUAUUUUCUUUGACUCU